AUGAUCGAGUUGGGGAGGCGUUUAGGGAUUUACACUACUGAGGAGACUCUGAACCCUUAUUUUUAUGCUUAUCUUGACAUCUGUAUUAAUGCUCCACCACAGGAGUACAACUACAUGCAGUGGAAGAUUCCAGAUGACAACAUUGUGGAGCCGGAGGACAUCCCUUGGCCUGACUUUGUGAGGCGUCAGAGGCCUAGGGCGGGUCCUUCUGUUUCACCCCCUUCUCAUCCACAAGUUGCCGGUAUUGGUGGUGUGGGCACUUCAGGCACUCAUCCCGAAGAUACUGAUGAUGACGAAGAGGAUACGGAGGGCAAGGAGGCAAAGUAUGAGAGAAACGAUGAGUAG
Messenger RNA from Lactuca saligna, 345 nucleotides. The record is from the annotation of a GenBank genome assembly. Lineage: Eukaryota; Viridiplantae; Streptophyta; Magnoliopsida; Asterales; Asteraceae.